Cheilinus undulatus (humphead wrasse) is the source of this 3931-nucleotide messenger RNA. RefSeq names its product zinc finger and BTB domain containing 11 (gene zbtb11). Lineage: Eukaryota; Metazoa; Chordata; Actinopteri; Labriformes; Labridae. The transcript is spliced from 10 exons. Gene Ontology annotation, molecular function: DNA binding; protein binding. The coding region runs from base 199 to 3720 and encodes 1173 amino acids. Gene Ontology annotation, biological process: negative regulation of transcription by RNA polymerase II; regulation of cytokine production; regulation of immune system process. The record is from RefSeq and is a predicted model, not a curated record.
GCAAGUCUACCCUGACGGCUAGUAACAGCAGUUCCACCUUAACAAACAAUUUAAAAUGUUGUUCUAGCUAUCUUAUUUCGUUUUAACUAUUUAAAGAUCGCUAUAUUAAAUUCAUAUCUCGACGUUACAACCCGAAGAGGGCCACCCUCUUCGAGAUUGAUCCCUUCGUUGGCGUGGAAAACGCGGGUCAGCUGAGACAUGUCGUGUGAAGAAAGCUACUUGGCCAUCAUACGUUAUCUGACUGAUGAACGGGAGCCAUACGCGCCGGGGACUCCAGGAAAUACUAAGAGAAAAAUCCGUAAAGCGGCUACCUGUUAUGUGGUGAGGAAUGGGACUUUGUUUUACCAGCGAAGGCUGAAGGGGCAGAAUGAUUUCACAGAGCUGGAGGUGGUGCUGCAGGACGAGCGGAGGAAGGAACUUAUCAACGAGACGCACAUCACCGAAUACGGAGAUCACCUCAACCAGCAGCUCACCUGGGAGGUCAUUUCUCAGAAAUACUGGUGGAGAGGUAUCCUGAAGAACGUCAAAGAUCACAUCAGAGAGUGCGCUCACUGUCAGAGCAGACGCGGGGCUGAUGACGGCUCUGGAGUUCGGCUCUUCUCGAGGGUGGGGAGACGCAAAGCCAACAUGACUGAUGAUGAAGAGGGGGAGGAGGAGGAAGACGAAGGAGAAGAUGGAUUAUUCCCCACAGACUCUUCUUCUAACCAGAAAUCAAAGUUGGCCAAGACGAUGGCAAAGCAUGAGCUGGUCUUUGUGGACAGUAAAGGCGAGGUGAACCAGUUCAUGACUAAACACAGCCAAACCAUGCUGGACAAACUGAACCAGCAACGCCUCAACAAUCAAUUCUGUGACAUUACUCUGCUGAUCGAAGGAGAGGAGCACAGAGCGCACAAAGCUGUUCUGGCUGCGUGUAGUGAAUAUUUCAAUGAGCUCUUCUUUGAAAAAGGCGCCGCUUCAACACAUGAAGCUGUGCUCGACCUCUCAGGUUUCACCAAAGCUAGCUUCCUCCCCCUGCUGGAUUUUGCAUACACCUCCAUGCUCACAUUUAAUUUUUCCAUUAUGGCGGAUAUCGCCAACCUGGCACGACAUCUGCUCAUGAUGGAGGUGCUACAGAUCUGUGAGUCUGUGCACAAGCAAGUGGAGGCGCAGAGGCUGACAGUCUAUCAAAAAGGAGACGUUCACACAGUCGUGUCGAGCCAACCAGCUUCUCAGGAUGGCCCAAAGGACGAUUCAGGCGCCUACAUGGUCACCAUACAGAGCGACGGCCGGGCAGUGGUCACACAGGGUGGUGUGGCUGUAACGGGUGAACAAUUAGCUUUUGUUGAAGCUUCAGGAGAGGCAAUCAUCCAGCAGCAGGCCGCCGUAAUGACUGAAGCUGUAGAGGGAGACGUGGUGCAGCAGGUGGAGGCAGGACAAGGUGAAACAGUGACUUUGAUCACUCAGAGCGGAGGGGCCGAGCCAGGAGAGACGGUCACUCUAAUCUCCCGCAGCGCGGAUGGAGCAGAGGGGGAGACGAUGACCGUGGUCACCCACAGCGGACAGGCCGGGGCCAGUGAGUCUCUCGCUGUGGUGUCAGCCUGCCUCGCCAUGGAGCAACCACAGGUCACAGAAACAGAAGCAUUAGUCUUAAAGGUAGAUCAAGACAAAGUGGACUCAGCAGAGGCUGUCAGUGUUUCACCUGAAGCAGCAGCAACGCCUCAGGAGAGCGUAGAUCCAACACCACCACCCCAGAAACGCAAAAGAGGUCGACCAGCCAAAGUGAGGAAGGAGGUAGAGGUGGAGGUGGAUGAGUUUAUUCCUUUGGAGGAAGAUUCUUCUGUUGAUGAAAGCCACAGGGACAAACAAGACAUGGCGUCAGACGAGCUGAACAAGAGGAGACUCAGACAGCGCUCGAUAGUUGAGGGCGGGUACGCUCGUUUACACAUGGGACUGGAGGAAGAAGAGGAGGCAAAGAAAGGAUCAACCUCACCACGUGCCACCACACCAAAGGUUACACCAAGAACAGGCAAGAGAGGAAGACCGCCCAAGCAUCCAGUGGAGACACAAAGUGAAGGACAGUCUGUGUCUGAACCAGCAGCAGAUCCAGACGCCAGCACGAUGGAGGGUUCAGUCACAGCAGAGGUCAGCACAGAUGAGGCUGGGACGAAGGUGGAUGGCACAGAGAGUGGAGGAAAGAAGGAUAAAACUAAAGCAGAGGGCUCUGUAGAGGGAGAGCACACCUGCUCAGAGUGCGGCAUGUCAUUCCCCAGACGUUACUCUCUCAUCAUGCACACGCUAAAGCAUGAGAAGGCUCGAGGAUACAAGUGCACUCUUUGCAGUAAAGAGUUCCAGUACGCCGCCUCCCUCCGUGCUCACCUUGCCCGACACAAGCAGCAGAGCAGCCAGCGACCGCCCGUCAUCAAACCCCCUGCAGAGCAGAGCCCUGAGAGAAAAGCAGAGAGCGACCUGGAAGAAAAAGGUUCAUCACCUCAAACAAAGAGAGAAUUUGUUUGCGACAUCUGCGGGAAGACGUUACCGAGGCUGUACUCCCUGAGGAUUCACAUGUUGAACCACACGGGCGUACGACCUCACUCCUGUAAGGUCUGCGGGAAGACGUUCGCCCACAAACACAGCCUGAAGAUGCACCGAGCGCUGCAUGACGUCACCAAACAGUUCCAGUGUCAGUACUGCAAGAAGAGUUUUGUAAGCAAGCGGAGCAUGGAGGAGCACACCAGCGUCCAUACAGGUGAAUCAAAGUAUCUGUGCAACACGUGUGGAACAACUUUCCAUCGAGCCUCAGCCCUGAGCAAACACCUGAAGAAGCACCUGCCUCGGCCUGACGUCCGUCCUUUCCCCUGCGCUCAUUGUGAUAAGAGGUUCUUUGAGGCUAAAGACCUCCAGCAGCACAUGAACAAACACAUGGGUCUGAAGCCGUUCCAGUGUCAGGUGUGUGGGAAGUGUUACAGCUGGAAGAAGGACUGGUACUCUCACGUCAAGUCUCACAGUGUAGCCGAGCCCUUUAAGUGUAAUGUCUGUGGGAAGGAGUUCUUUGAGAAGGCUCUGUUCAGGAGACACGUGAAGAAAGCCACGCAUGGGAAGAAAGGGCGAGUGAAGCAGAACUUGGAGAGAGAGUGCGAGCACUGUGGGAGGAAGUUCACUCAGCUCAGAGAGUACAGACGCCACCUCAACAACCACCAGGGAGUGAAGCCAUUCGAGUGUCUGACCUGUGGCGUUGCCUGGGCCGACGCUCGUUCUCUCAAACGUCACGUCCGCACCCACACAGGAGAGCGUCCGUAUGUGUGUCCUAUGUGUCAGGAAGCCCACAUCGAUGCCCGGACUCUCCGUAAACACAUGGCCAAAUACCACGGGGACAACCUGCCUGGAAAGAUCAUGCUGGAGAAGGACACACUGCAGUUCCACAAUCAGGGUACGCAGGUGGAGCACGCUGUCAGCAUCCUGGCCUCAGAGCUGCCCCCUGAGCUCCGUCCGGCCCAGCAGACGCCCGCAGAGGAGAUCGAGACGGUACUGAUCACGGAGGAGACGGUGGAGGCGGUGGAGGCCGUGCAGGCUGUAGAAGCAGUGGGUGAAGGUUCGGUGGCGACGCUGUCAGACCAGGGCAUAAUGCAGGUCGUGAACUACGUCCUCGCUCAGCAAGCGCUCUCUGGGGCCAAACUGGAGGAAGCUCCCGAGGUGAUCCAGACCAUGGAGGUAGAGGUGGCUCAUGUGGCUGAGGUGGAAUAACAGAUCCACAUGUUUCUCACAGUCUGUAUAAAAUGUAACCAAGUGUAAAAGAAUGAUUUAUUUUUCUGAGAAUGUAAAUAUAGUCAGUGAAGCUUCAGCACAGUAUGAACUGUGUGCAAGAAAGUUUGGGCACAUGUGUCAUAUUUGUAUGUUCUGUGUAAAUAAAUAGAAAAAAAAGGAACAAGAUGGAUUGAAAUAAAGGUAGCAGUGA